Molecule: messenger RNA, 165 nt
Organism: Haemonchus placei
Lineage: Eukaryota; Metazoa; Nematoda; Chromadorea; Rhabditida; Trichostrongylidae
Source: the annotation of a GenBank genome assembly
AUGCUUCGAAGCAGUUUUGUGAUUCUUGCUGUUUUCUUCUACAUUGCCCUUAUCGCUCAAGUAUCGAGUCGAAACCUUGCAAUGACAGGGGGUAUAUCUAGCCUGUUCAACACGCCCUUCAGAGUGAUUGGCAAAAGAUCUCCGUUCUACACGCUUCACCAGUAA